AUGGAGGGCCAUUCCGAACAGUCGCAUACCGUCUCGGAUUCCCAGGCCCAUAUCCAGUCCUCCAGGCAACAAUCCAGCUCAACUGGCGAGACCUACCACCAUGAUGCAAGCUCCGGACCCACCACGGAACAAGUCCACCAGACCACCGAAGCUCCCAUUGAUGCAACUUUAACCGACAGCUCAACCGUCAGCUCGUCGGUAAGCGACGAAGAUGGCCGCUGGGGAGAGCAGAAGGCCGGAAAGGCCGUGUCCCGCAGCGGCGCUAUGGAGGACAUGGAAGAGAUGCGCCGCGAACUCACCCGUCUCAGCCUGAGUCGCACCCGCUCUGCCACUAAGAGUCUUCGUCGCCGAAAGUCGCAGGCCAGCCGCCGCGAUGAAGAAAAAGGCCAGGACGAAGAAGAGACCGAGGACGAGGCUGCCGACAGCUUCGAUCUAGGUGAGUUCCUAACCGGUGGUCAUCUGGAGCGUCGCACGACCGCUGGCGAACCCGCCAAGAAGGUCGGCGUUGUCUUCAAGAACCUUACCGUGCAAGGCGUGGAGACUGGCGCAUCCUUCGUGCGCACCCUCCCCCAGGCUGUGGUCGGCACCUUCGGCCCGGACUUGUACAAUAUCCAGGAGGACACCCGCCGCUUCCAGUCCACCGUCGCGCAGUCCAAGUCCAAGUCCGUCUCCAAGAAGUCACCAUAUACCGUUUCGUUCGUGCGCCAGGUCAUGGCUUGCGUGCAACGCGAGUUCUGGCUGCUCUGGGGUGACAAGACCUCUCUCUACACGAAGUAUUUCAUCGUUAUCUCCAACGCCCUCAUCGUUUCCUCCUUGUUCUACGGAGAAUCUCUAGAUACUAGCGGCGCUUUCUCGCGUGGCGGUGCUCUGUUCUUCUCGAUUCUGUUCCUUGGUUGGAUGCAACUGACUGAGCUGAUGCCUGCUGUCACUGGCCGCGGCAUUGUGGCCCGCCACAAGGAUUACGCUUUCUACCGCCCCUCUGCCGUCUCCAUUGCCCGUGUCAUUGUCGACUUCCCUGCUAUCUUGGCCAUGGUUAUUCCGUUCACGAUUGUCGUCUAUUUCAUGAGUGGUCUCGAUGUCACGGCUUCCAAGUUCUUCAUCUACUUCCUGUUCGUGUACACGACCACCUUCUGCAUCACCUCGCUCUAUCGUAUGUUCGCUGCGCUGUCCCCGACCAUCGAUGACGCGGUGCGAUUCAGUGGUAUUGCGCUGAACCUGCUUAUUUUGUUUGUCGGUUAUGUCAUUCCCAAGCAGACUCUUAUCAAGGACUCUAUCUGGUUCGGGUGGCUGUUCUAUGUCAACCCGAUCGCGUACAGUUACGAGGCCGUCUUGACAAACGAGUUCUCCGAUCGUGUCAUGGAGUGCAAUCCAUCUCAGCUUAUUCCACAGGGUCCAGGCGUGGACCCCAGGUACCAGGGCUGUGCUUUGACUGGAUCGACAUUAGGCGAAUCAUCUAUUACCGGAUCUCAGUACUUGACUGCCAACUUCCAGUUCACGCGCAGCCAUCUCUGGCGUAACUUUGGUGUUGUCAUUGCCUUCACUGUGCUGUACCUCCUCGUUACUGUCAUCGCUGCUGAGGUUCUCUCGUUCGUUGGUGGUGGAGGCGGUGCUCUGGUCUUCAAAAAGUCCAAGCGCACUAAGAAGGUCGCUACCCCGGCCAGCAACGAUGAAGAGAAGUGA
Messenger RNA from Penicillium mononematosum, 1680 nucleotides. It is a transcript of the gene atrF, whose product is annotated as ABC drug exporter AtrF. Gene Ontology annotation, biological process: transmembrane transport. Bases 1 to 1680 code for a protein of 559 amino acids. The transcript is spliced from 3 exons. Gene Ontology annotation, molecular function: ABC-type transporter activity; ATP binding. Lineage: Eukaryota; Fungi; Ascomycota; Eurotiomycetes; Eurotiales; Aspergillaceae. The record is from RefSeq and is a predicted model, not a curated record. Gene Ontology annotation, cellular component: membrane.